Molecule: messenger RNA, 965 nt
Organism: Pygocentrus nattereri (red-bellied piranha)
Lineage: Eukaryota; Metazoa; Chordata; Actinopteri; Characiformes; Serrasalmidae
Product: dual specificity phosphatase DUPD1-like
Exons: 4
Coding region: 161-781 (206 amino acids)
Biological process (GO): protein dephosphorylation; negative regulation of MAPK cascade
Cellular component (GO): cytoplasm
Molecular function (GO): protein tyrosine/serine/threonine phosphatase activity; MAP kinase phosphatase activity
Source: RefSeq, a predicted model, not a curated record
UCUCCAGACUAAAGCAGUCAAACCCAGCACGCACGUCUGCAACUUCGAGAGACGAGUACCAAGUAGAGGGAGUCGAAAGUUCCCAGAGAAAUCAGAGUCUCUGCUAUAAAACUGCUGAUCGUUUCUCGGAGGUGGCUCAGUGGUCUCAGGGCUGGGCUGGAUGGCAUCUCACAAACCGAGGUUUGGGGUGAAAACAGAGGCUCCUGAGGAGGAGGAAGAGGAGGAGGAGCACGAGACGCCCAGUAAUUACGAGCUGGAGAAACUGCUCACACAUGGCAGUGUAGCGUACACACGCGUCAACGAGGUGUGGCCCAACGUCUUCAUAGGAGACGAGGAGACGGCACGGAACCGCUAUAAACUGGAGAGGAUGGGUGUGACCCACGUCCUGAACGCAGCAGAGGGUCAGAGGAACAGCGUGUGUACAGGAGCGAGCUACUACACAGAUCUGAGUGUGGAAUAUUUCGGGAUCGAGGCCGAGGACAUUCCCUCCUUCAACCUCAGCCAGCACUUCUUCCCUGUAGCAGAGUACAUGCAGCAGGUCCUCAGUAACCCACACAACAAGCUGCUGGUGCACUGCGUGAUGGGUCGGAGUCGCUCAGCUACACUGGUCCUGGCCUACCUGAUGAUCCAGGAGAAGAUGACGCUGGUGGAGGCCAUCAAUCAAGUGAAGCAGCGCAGACGGAUCCUCCCCAACUGGGGCUUCCUGAAGCAGCUGAGGGAGCUGGACGCCUUCCUGCAGGAGCAGAAGAGAGAGAACAGAGGAGGACAGCACCGAGACUGAGAUUACAGACUCCACUGAGACACCGUGAGCUCACAAAGCAGCCCAGCAGAGACUUAAAGCAACUGUUCAGAGAAAAAUCUCAUUGCAGUGGUCACUCUCAUGGCCAGAGACCACCCUUUCAUGUGUUAAAUUCCCAGUCAAAACUGCCAUUAAGUACAAUUAAUUCAUUUUCAGCGCCAGGAAA